AUGCCUGAGGCACCAAAUUCGAUAUCGCAGCAGCUCGACCAGCCGGCGAUUGUCGACAUCCGGCAGCUACUGCAGCGGCUGUGGCCAGAUCCGGAGAAGAGCAGGGUCACUGCCACCGAGAUUGCAGACGCCCUCGCCCUCAUCUUCACCAACCAGCUCAGCCCUGUCCAGACCGGCUCUCUCCUCACAGCCCUCCACUUCACCGGCUGGGACCGCCGCGCCGAUGUCCUCGCCCAGGCCUCGGCCGCCAUGCGCGCGCACUCGGCGCCGAUAGACAUUCCCGCCGUCCAGCAGGUCAUCAGCAGCAAGGCAAGACCAGAAGGGCUCUACAAUGGCGGUCUCGUCGACAUAGUAGGCACCGGCGGCGACUCGCACAACACCUUCAACAUCUCGACGACUUCUUCGAUCCUGGCCUCGUCGCUGCUCCUGCUCGCCAAGCACGGCAACCGCGCGUCGACGUCCAAAUCGGGCUCCGCCGACCUGCUGAUGAGCAUGGAGCCACACCCGGCGCAGCUCUCGCGCAUCAACCCGCGCACAAUCUCGGCCGUGUACGCGGCGUCCAACUACGCGUUCCUCUUCGCCCCCGUGUUCCACCCGGGCAUGCGGUUCGUCGCCCCGAUCCGCAAGGAGCUCGGCUGGCGCACAAUCUUCAACCUCCUGGGCCCGCUGAGCAACCCGAUCCACGACGCCAUCGAGGCGCGCAUGCUGGGCGUCGCCCGCGACGACCUGGGCCCCGUCUUCGCCGAGGCGCUCCGCCUCCUGGGCAACACAAAGGGCCUCAUCGUGUGCGGGAGGGAGCAGCUCGACGAGAUCUCGUGCGCGGGGGAGACCCUGUGCUGGCAGCUCGUGCCCCGGGCCGACGGGGUCGUCGAGGUCGAGCACUUCCUCCUGUCCCCGGCCGACUUUGGCCUGUCGGCGCACCCCCUCAGCACGGUAUCCCCCGGCAAGGAGCCCCACGAGAACGCAAAGAUCCUCGAGAAGAUCCUCAGGGGCGAGCUGCCGGACGACGACCCGAUCCUCGAGUUCGUCCUGAUGAACACGGCGGCCCUGUUCGUGGUGGCGGGAGUCUGCGAGGCCGACUCGAGUAGCAUGGGUCCCGGGGACGACGGGCAGGUCAUCAAGGAGAGAGGUCCUGGAAACGGCCGGUGGAAGGAAGGUGUGCGCAGGGCGCGCUGGGCCAUCAAGUCUGGCGAGGCGUGGAGGCAGUGGAGCGCGUUCGCAAAGGUGACGAAUGAGUUGUCACCAUGA
This is a messenger RNA of Microdochium trichocladiopsis, 1248 nucleotides long. RefSeq names its product glycosyl transferase. Gene Ontology annotation, cellular component: cytosol. Bases 1 to 1248 code for a protein of 415 amino acids. Gene Ontology annotation, molecular function: anthranilate phosphoribosyltransferase activity. The transcript is spliced from 2 exons. NCBI's taxonomy places the organism in Eukaryota, Fungi, Ascomycota, Sordariomycetes, Xylariales, Microdochiaceae. Gene Ontology annotation, biological process: L-tryptophan biosynthetic process. The record is from RefSeq and is a predicted model, not a curated record.